GUGACAACAGGGACUAUUUUAUCGGGACACUGAUGAAGCUGGAGAAUAAGAAGAUAUCAGUCGGAUGUAAACGCAGUUCAAAGAAUAGGACUAUGCCAAGUAACCAAGCCUGACAAUCAAGAAGUGUAACGAAAAGUUCUUUACAACUUUAAGACAUAUUAUUCCGUUAAAUUACACCUGAGCGAUUCAAGAUGAUGUCCUUGAAAGGAAAGACGUUGUACCUGCCCCGUGUGUCGCUGGGGACGUUCAUGACGGAGAUGUGUGAGCAGCACGGGGAGAAAGUAGCUAUGGUGGACGCCACAACCGGCCGUACUAUGUCCUAUCAGCAGGUCGCGUCUACAGUGCGUCGUCUGGCCCGCGGGCUGCGCACCCUCGGAUUCAAGAAGGGCGACGUUCUCUGUGUCUUCAGCCAAAAUGUCAUGGAGUAUCCUAUCGUCUUUUACGCAGUUGCCUCCCUUGGCGGGGUAUUACAAGCCACUAACCCAACUUACAAUGCAACCGAACUCAAGGACACUAUUGAGAUCUGCAAGAGUAAGUUCGUGCUGACGUUCCCAGCCUCGCUUCCAACAGUGAAGGCAGCUGCGGGGAAUAUCCUGAAGAAGAUUAUUGUAUUUGGAAAGGCAGAAGGAUGCACGAGUUUCUCCUCGCUUAUCGCCCCUGAUAUCUCUGACGGACCAAUCAGUGACCCUGACAUUGACCCGGAGAAUGACGUCGUCGCCAUAUUGUUUUCAAGCGGAACGACGGGCAAACCGAAAGGGGUUCAGUUGACACACUAUGCUAUGGUCUCGAAUAUAUUACAGAUACUGUCUACAGGUGACCUGACAAAAGAUGACUCCUACGUAAUAUUCCUGCCAUUCUUCCACAUCUACGGCCUCGGUCCUGUCAUCUCGGCUGGCCUGUACAGCGGCGCUAGGAGCGUCAUAAUGUCCAAGUUUGACAUCCACGAGUACCUCAACAACAUCCAGAAGUAUAAGGCAACGGUGCUGCACGUGGUUCCGCCGGUCAUGGUUGUCAUGAGCAACCUCCCAAGCAUCUCGGAGUAUGACCUGAGCUCUGUCCGAAGGAUCCUCUGCGGAGCUGCGCCUCUGAGCACAGACAUAGAGGCAAAGAUCAUGGUGUUGUUUCAUUUGACCUUCAUAACACAAGUGUAUGGGAUGACGGAGGUGCAGGUGACCCAUAUCUCGCAUGGAGGAAAACACAAGUUUGGCUCAGCGGGGUACAUUCUGCCUUGUGCCGAGUGUAAGAUAGUAGAUGUGACAACUGGCAAGACUGUCCCCACGAAUGUCGAUGGUGAAGUUUGUCUGCGAAGCCCAUCUGUGAUGAAAGGUUACAAGUCGAACCCUGCAGCUACAGCCGCCAUCUUUGAUAAGGACGGUUGGGUCAAAACAGGUGACAUUGGCCAUGUUGACGAUGAGGGAAUUCUAUUUAUUGUGGAUCGUCUUAAAGAACUCAUCAAGUACAAGGGGUACCAGGUGGCGCCUGCGGAGCUGGAGGAUGUUCUGCUGAGUCACCCUGCUGUGGCUGACGUUGGUGUAAUCGGUGUCCCGGAUGUAGAGACGGGAGAGCUGCCGAAAGCUUUUAUUGUCAAAAAGCCUGGGUCAGCGGUGACUGAACAAGAGAUUCAAGACUAUGUUACAAGUAAAGUCUCUGUGACGAAGAGAUUGCGCGGGGGAGUUACGUUCAUCACGAAAAUACCCAAGAGCCCAAGUGGGAAGAUCCUCAGAAGAUUGCUCAGACAGAUGGACUGACACCGUUCCGAAUCCUUAAUCAGAGAAACCUAGUUAACUUGAAACCCGGACUUCCACAACUCGAUCUUAGCGAACGACUGUCGUGAGUCCAUGGUAAAGUAUUGAAGUUACGAUCGUCUUAGUUGUUGACCGCUUUGUGAAACAGGGCCUUGGGAUAAUCGAAUGAAUCGAGUUAUCCGUUGUUUGAGCCAAGCGAGCACAGUGUGAUAUUUAUUCCACUGGGACCAUGACAACUUGUGGAUAUUUUGAGUUGGUGGAGUUCAUGUUAACAGGGUUUCAAUUACAGUAGCUCUGGGUUACCCGGUCCCCGGGCGUUGUGUGUUGUACUCACAAGGUACCACUGAUGUAUAUUCUAAUCUGUUCAUCUCGAAAACGUAUUUAUAUUCCGUUGGAUGCAAAACGAUUGUUCGGAAGUGGCAUGCGCAUAAAACCAGGGAGCGCAUUCUUUUGACUGUUAUUCUGCGCAUAUAUAUUGUGCUAACUUGAUUUCUUUAACAUUGUUGGUGAGCCAUAAGUUUACGACGUCCGAUGGCCACAAAGUCUAACCCUGAACUGGGUACUGUAUUCAUUUACUCGCAUUAAAGGCCAGAUUGUUCUUAUUGUGUAAAUGUGAAAUGUGUAUAAACGUUCUUGUGGAAAUAAAAUCCUUAAGGUCA
Messenger RNA from Haliotis rufescens (red abalone), 2404 nucleotides. Its product is annotated as 4-coumarate--CoA ligase 1-like. Bases 192 to 1748 code for a protein of 518 amino acids. The record is from RefSeq and is a predicted model, not a curated record. Lineage: Eukaryota; Metazoa; Mollusca; Gastropoda; Lepetellida; Haliotidae. The transcript has 12 exons. Gene Ontology annotation, molecular function: CoA-ligase activity.